GUGCGUACCUGUAUAUAGCCAAAAGUAUACCUGUUAAAGUUUAUAUACUUGAUAUAAGCUUCGCCUUGACCUCUCCUUUAUCUUCUUAACCGAAAGCCCUAAUAUCCAUUCGUGGUCUGGUGUCAACCUUGGAAUGCUGGGAGCAUGGUGAACAACGCAAAUGUCCCUGACAAGGGACCAGCUUUUAUGGCCGUGACUGGUGUUCUGGCUGGUAUAGCGUUUCUCCUUGUUGUCUACAGGCUCAUACAUGGCUGGACUUUCAGAAAGGCCAUUUACACGGAUGAUAUACUUAUUGCUUGUUCUAUGUGUGUGCAAAUCAUUACAACAGUAACUGGGGAUCUAGCGAAUCAUUAUGGUUUUGGGCGGCAUAAAGCAGAUAUUGCGAGAACUGGAGGACACCUAGUGGUGGCUUUGAAGUACUUUUGGCUGUUCCAGGUCUUCUAUAAGCUAGUGCUAUGCUUGACCAAACUGUCUUUCCUUACAUUCUAUCUCCGUAUCUUUCCCAGCAAGAGAUUCCACCAAAUCUGCUACGCGACCAUAGCUGUCAUUAUCUGCGGCGUUUUCGGGUUCGUCCUCGCCACCAUCUUUCAGUGCAUCCCAGUCGCAGGCUCUUGGGAGAAGAAUCUACCAGCAAAAUGCAUCAACAACGCUUGGUUCCGAUGGUGGUGGGCAGGCUACAACACCGCAACCGACAUUUGGAUAUGCCUGCUACCAAUGCCCCUUCUUGCGCGUCUACAGCUAGACACUGUCCGCAAGGUCGGUGUCAUGCUCAUGUUCGCUAUUGGUCUUUUCGUCUGCGUAACGAGUAUCGUCCGUAUCACAGCCCUUGUACAAAGUGUGUCCACAACCGAUCCAACCUGGGGUUCAUGGGAUGCUUUACUCUGGAGUGCUAUUGAAGCUAACACGGGUAUUAUCUGCGCUUGUCUGCCAUUCUUGAAACAUCCUAUCAAACAGAUGUUCCCCAGGCUCUUCUCUUCUUUCGACAGCAAGAUCACCCACAGUCGACCAACGUACAAACUCAGCGCUCUCUCAAAUAGGGGACACCGGAGUCAUCAUAACGGGGAGUGGCAGAACUUGGAAUCGUCGAAGGUCGGUACAGGAAGUGUUGGUAGAGGAAGCGUUGGUGCGGGAAGUGAGGACGCCAUUGUACCUGGUCAUAUCAUGAUGAAGACCGAUAUAUCGCUCCAGACGGAGCGUAUAGAAGAGUCCCAUUACCCCGAGAGGCGGUGAUAUCGGGAUAAAAAAUUACUUUCAGUGAUGUUACGAUUAGCGCUGCCUUGCCCUUUUUUUUCCAUUUGUAAUUAUAGCAGAUUAGUGCUCGAGCUAGACCUGGCAAGUCGACAUUAGUGGAUAUAUAUAUAUAUAUAUUGACAU
Talaromyces stipitatus ATCC 10500 is the source of this 1374-nucleotide messenger RNA. RefSeq lists its product as uncharacterized. The record is from RefSeq and is a predicted model, not a curated record. The transcript has 4 exons. The coding region runs from base 145 to 1230 and encodes 361 amino acids. NCBI's taxonomy places the organism in Eukaryota, Fungi, Ascomycota, Eurotiomycetes, Eurotiales, Trichocomaceae.